Striga hermonthica is the source of this 1242-nucleotide messenger RNA. Lineage: Eukaryota; Viridiplantae; Streptophyta; Magnoliopsida; Lamiales; Orobanchaceae. The record is from the annotation of a GenBank genome assembly.
AUGGGUGACAAACCCGCUGGGGGGACUUCCCCGUCACCCGUCCCCAUUAGGGAAAAUACCCCCGUCACCCGCCCCCAUCACCCGUCGCGGAGUGAAGCUGCUGCAAAUGCGAAAGUGAUAGUGGGGAACAUUAACAUAUCAGAGGUGGAAGACGCAGCCUACCUUCGGAUAUAUUACGGUCAGACCUUCAAAGUCAUCAAGAAUGGCUUUGAUGGCAACAGUUAUCUUCUUAUUCAGAAUAACUCGAAGAUGGCAGCCAAAACAAAAUACUGCACUUCAAGGAUUAAAUCAUUCCUCAUUCCUUUAGCCAACUAUUCAAUUGACUCUGAUUAUUUUCCAGUUUCAUUCUUUGAGCUACUCGGAUUGCUCGGGAGUUUGAAGGGUAUGACCUCAGAGUAUGUGGCUUCACAAUGUGUCCUCAAACUGUACACUGAAGGACAAAUACAGUUGAUCAACAAAACCGAGCCGCAACAGCUCACUCGAUUUUCUGCUCAUUUUAUUGUGAAUACUGACCAGCCACAGUCCUGCAAUUUCGCCACAUUUCUCCCGAUUGGCGAGGAGGCUCCUCUUCAGCGAGCCGAGUGGAUAAAGUUCCUCGGAGUUUUUGCAAAUCUUGAAACGAGAGCGAAUCAAGUCUACAGUGCAAUUAAGCAGAACUACAUGUGCCUUAGUAAAGCCGCAACUAACAAGAAAGCAUCGUUCAAGCCGAUAGUAGCUUGGAUGGCUUAUAAUGAUGGCGUCUGGUCUUUCACGAAAGAGCCAUACAAGUUAAAGUAUGUCGAGGAUUCGGGUGGGGAAAAUAUAGACAACUCGAUCAACAAAGUCACGUAUAACAUCUCUGUACCGGAUGACUUGGAUGCAUUUCAUGCCAUUCUAUGUACUGUUGAUGUGGUGAUUGACGAGACAUAUAUGCCCGACCCAACUGCCUAUAAUGCGUCGACCUUCCUUCAAUACUUGAAUUUGGAAGAUCAAUCUUGCUUUGCUUUCAUGGCAAAGCAAAGCUUGUGGAGAUAUGACAAAAGAAUUUCAAAUUCUAACAUUCUUGAUUGGUACGAUGGAGCAGUUUCUCAGCCUCAUUUGGUUCUCGCGGAUCUUAUCGAAGCUUUGUUUCCAUCCGGAAAUUACAAGACGACAUAUUUAAGAAAUAUUGCAAAGGGAGAAGGAGUUGAGAGCAUCGGACCUGAAAUGUGUGAAAGGGACGGCUCAGUUCCGAUGGAGCCGUUGACUGUCGCUUGCCAAUAG